Micropterus salmoides (largemouth bass) is the source of this 622-nucleotide messenger RNA. RefSeq names its product low density lipoprotein receptor adapter protein 1-like. NCBI's taxonomy places the organism in Eukaryota, Metazoa, Chordata, Actinopteri, Centrarchiformes, Centrarchidae. Bases 16 to 585 code for a protein of 189 amino acids. The record is from RefSeq and is a predicted model, not a curated record. The transcript is spliced from 5 exons.
UUUUGAUGAUGUCCUAUGUCCGGUCUUUUUGUCCAACCAGAGUUGCCGGAGAACUGGACAGACACCAAGGAGACUCUGCUGGAGGGAAUGGUGUUCAAUGUGAAAUACCUGGGUAUGACCCUGGUGGGCCAGCCCAAAGGAGAGGACAUGGCCUCAGCUGCCAUUCGCAGAAUUGUAGCCACGGCCAGAGCCAGAGCUAAGAAGUUUCGGAAAGUGACACUGACAGUCUCACCGAAAGGUAUCAUCAUCACAGACACAGAGACCACAGACCUCAUAGAAAAUGUCUCCAUAUACAGAAUCUCGUACUGCACCGCUGACAAAACUCAGGAUAAGGUCUUUGCAUAUGUCUCUCAGAGUCAGUUCAGUGAGACCCUGGAGUGCCAUGCAUUUCUCUGCCAAAAGAAGAAGAUUGCUCAGGCUGUGACAUUAACAGUAGCCCAGGCAUUUAAAGUAGCCCUCGAUCUUUGGGAGAUUGCUCAGGAAGACAAAAGCAAGAAGGCCAGGACCUGCUGUUCUUGUGCAGCAAGCAACGGGCCAACAGAGACAACAGACACUCAGUGUGUUCCAGCAGGUGAGUUUGUUUGAUUUUGUACUCAUCCAUAGUGUGUAUAUGUACAUAAAA